Messenger RNA from Capsaspora owczarzaki ATCC 30864, 669 nucleotides. RefSeq lists its product as hypothetical. The transcript has 3 exons. Lineage: Eukaryota; Filasterea; Ministeriida; Capsasporidae. Bases 1 to 669 code for a protein of 222 amino acids. The record is from RefSeq and is a predicted model, not a curated record.
AUGGCUCAGAUUGCUGCGAUCGCGGGUGCACGCCAGCAGCGUGAACAGUACCGCGCAACCGGACUCGCCCAGACACUGCCAACGAGCGCACAGUCCAGUGCUGCUGCCAUUGCUGCGAGCGCCGGCCGAGGAGGAGGGCUCCCGUCUGCGACCGAGAUCGAGGCUGCCCAGCAGUCGCACGCGCUCGAGCGGCAGUCGCACGCAGUCAGCGAAACCGAUCGCGCCACGCUGCACCACGUCCUCGAGCCGUUCUCGCAGCACAUCGGUGGCAAUGAGUCUAAGCACUUGAAUGCUUCGUCGUCGUCACAUCGAUCGGAUUUAGCAAGUAAAUGGUACGCCGAGCUGUCGCGUCUGGCGCGCAUUGAAGAACGCUCCGACAGCAACCACAACGAGCUCGGUAUUCCCAGCCAGCGAUUGUGCUGCAACGUUCGUUGGUCGAAUUCCAGUUCAAGUUCGCUGGAAUGGUGCACUCGCCACUGCAACAUGAGUCUUCAACUCCGACUCGUGGAUGGGCCCGAUCAAACACUCAUCCCAUCCACGUCAUUCUCUUGCGAACUGGAAACAAUCACCGCCGAAACAAUUCCAAUGGAUUACAUUCAAACCAAGAUUUGGCCAGUCAUUCAGUCAACCGCUGCUUCGACUACACGCCGGACAACGAAACAUACUUGA